CCUUGCUCUAGAGGUGCCCCCUACAACAACAUACAACCUUUUCGAUGUUUUCUUAAACAAAAAAUUGUUAAAUGUUUCCUCCUUUUUUCCCAAAAGAGAGUCCAAGACGUGAUCUGUGAUAGUCCGUAGGUAGGGACCAGGCAAAUAGCUAUGUCGAACCACUGCAGAUCGUUUAAGGAGCCCUGCCCAUAUGCUCGGCCUCGAUUCGGUUGGCAGAUGUCCAAUAGAGCGACGAUGCCUGAGACUUGGAGUCCCGCGGGGAAUUCCGAACUACGAAUCAGUUCAAAAAACUAUCGGGGUAUGCCACCCAAAGAUAGCAGGAGUUGUGGAGGACAAAUCGUUGAUCGCCCGGAUGCCGCUCAAAAUAUUCCUCGAGAACAGAAAAAGCAGCAAUUAACUCAGGAAUAUUCGGAGCCAGUUCUCCAAGAGUUCCCGGAAUAUGGAAACUACAGUAGCCAUCAAUCACCUUGGCACUUUUGGGAACCCUGCCGAUGCUGUGGACAACAGCUACCACCACCACCGCAGAGAUGCAGAGGACAGCAGCCAUCAGCACCACCGCAGAGAUGCCGCGGACAGCAGCCACCGGCACCACCGCAGAAAUGCCGUGAACAGCAGCCACCAGCAGCACCGCAGAAAUGCCGUGGACUGCAGCCACCACUAUCACCUCAGCGGUGCUAUUGUCAGCAUCCACCACCACAACCUCAGAGGUGCUAUGAACAGCAGCCACAACCACCGCCACCUAAGAGGUGCUUUUGCCCGGACAAUCCACCACCUGAGAGGUGCUGUUGCCCGGACAUUCUACCUCAAGGAUGCCGUUGCCCAAACAAUCCACCACCACCUCAGCCAUGCCGUUGCCCGGACAAUCCGCCACCACCUGAGAGGUGCUGUUGUCCGGACAAUCCGCCACCGCCAAAGAGGUGCUGUUGCCCGGACAUUCCACCACCACUUGAGAGGUGCUGUUGUCCGGACAAUCCGCCACCGCCAAAGAGGUGCUGUUGCCCGGACAUUCCACCACCACCUCAGAGGUGCUGUUGUCCGGACAAUCCGCCACCACCAAAGAGGUGCUGUUGCCCGGAUAUUCCACCACCACCCCAGAAAUGCUGUUGUCCAGACAAUUCGGCACCACCUGGGAGGUGCUGUUCCUCAGACAAUCCGCCACUACCAAAGCGGUGCUGUUGCUCAGGCAAUCCCCCACCGCCUCAGAAAUGCUGUUGCUCGGACAAUCCGCCGCCUGAGAGGUGCUGUUGUCCGGACCAUCCGCCACCACCUGAGAGGUGCUGUUGUCCGGACAAUACGCCACCACCUGAGAGGUGCUGUUGUCCGGACCAUCCGCCACCACCAAAGAGGUGCUGCUGUCAGGACAAACCACCGCCACAUCAGAAUUGCUGUUGCUCGGACCAUCCGGCACCACCUCAGAAAUGCUGUUGCCCGAACGAUACGCAACCACCUAAGAAAUGCUGUUGCCCGGACAUGCCGCCGCCACCACAGAAAUGCUGUUGCCAGGACACUUUCAACUGUAGAGGAAAAAGACUGCGCAAAAGAAAGAGCUGCAGGCGGAUGAAAUGCUACUCAUGCGAGUGCAUGUGCGUAGUGACCCACGAAGUAAGUGUCCAAACCGAGCCUGAACCUCCUUGCCCUGAACCUCCGGUUCCCGAUCGAAUUGAGAUCAUCGAUGUGACGACACAGGAAAGGGAGGUGAGACACCGUAAUGGCGAGGUGGAGGUUCUAGUUGAUGAAAUACAAACCGUCACAGUUGUCCCGAACGAUGGCAGUAAGCCCACAAAGAGUCAGGUAACGAGUCGCGUCGUGUCAUCCAAUCCCGAUGAUCCCCAACGCGUUCAGACCCAUUUCAAAGAAGAGAUCGAUCCUGACUCAAUAGUUGUUCCUGACAAGGCAAUGAGAUAUUCGGUACUAGAGCCGAUAAUGACAAACCUAAAGGAUCUACCCACACCACCAUCGGGCUAUGCAUCACCAUCGGAAACGAAGGAUCGCCGCGUCUAUCGCACUAAUGAGCAAUUUGAGAAGGAAAAUGAGUACAAUUAUGGGAAGAAGGUGACCAAGACAGUAAUGGACGAUCCCGAAGAGUUUAGGGACUCAAAGAUCACUUCGUCCGUCACCUCAAGUCCGCCAUCCAGGCGACAAGGGUCCAAACGUUCUCCCAAGAUAAGCUCGCCUUCCAACAGGGAACUGCUAUCAUCGAAGCAAAAGAAAAACUCUAAUGGGAACUACAGUCCAUCUAAAAGGCCCGUUUUCAAAUUUAAUACAGAGGAAAUUGUAAACAAGGAGGAUAUCAAGGAUCUGAAACAAACGGCUAAUCCGGUGGCUUUCAAACCUAUUAGGCUGGACUCGGGAGAGCCAACGAAGUCCCCCAAGAAGGUAGACUACUCGGAUGGGCCUGUGAUUAAACAAUUCCACAUUUUGAAUCAGGACUUUGAAGAGCAAUCGGAAACAGAGGAAAUUAUAAGGAAGGACGAUAUCAAGGAUGUAAAGCAAACGGCUAAGCCGGUGGCUUUCAAAACUGUUUCGCUGGACUCGGGAAAGCCAACGAAGGCUUCCAAGACGGUAGACAACUCGAAAGACCAAGCGAAGGUAGCACACUCGCAUGCUGUAUUGGUUCACCAAUUCGAAAAGUUAAAUCAGGAUUUAGAAGAGCAACCGGAAGCCCCCAAGGUAAUAGAAGAUCCGGAUGGGAAUUUAGUGCUCAAACCAGUGGCCUCUGACUUCAGUCAGAUUAGCACGGUUCACGUGAAGGUGACCAAUAGACAGCAGACACUUUCGCAGAAGGCCGGUAGAAAAUCCAUCCACCAGGAUGCUGUUUUCGAGACCAAGAUUUCCGAAUUGCGACUCUUAAGUCCUGUUAGUGAGGAAGAAUCCGAGCCAGAACCCACGCCCACUCCCAGUCCCGAACCUGAGCCCGAACCUAAGCCAAAGUGCAGGAUAAGAAUGGAUAUGAAAAACGCUUAUCCCUCGAACGAUAUUGUUUGCAGAAGGAAGAUAAAAUGUUGCGUACCGAACUGCAGAGUGCCAUGUGGAUCGGGAUAUGGAGCUUGCUGUGGAGCGGGAUGUGGUGCUUGCUAUGGAACGGGAUGUAGAACUGGAUGUGGAACUGGAUGCAGAGCGGGACGCAGGGCGGGACGCAAAAGCCAUUACCAGCCCCGCAACGAACCCUGCUCCAGUUCUAUCUAUCCACCGUACAUACCAUCGGUAUGUACCAUGCAGUUCGUUCCCAUCGGAUUUACAAACUAUUGUGACAGGUGAUAGAGGUGCUCAUAGAAAUAGUAAACGUAAUAGUAAUAAAUUUUUUGUUGAA
Drosophila serrata is the source of this 3310-nucleotide messenger RNA. RefSeq lists its product as uncharacterized. The record is from RefSeq and is a predicted model, not a curated record. NCBI's taxonomy places the organism in Eukaryota, Metazoa, Arthropoda, Insecta, Diptera, Drosophilidae.